Messenger RNA from Rhopalosiphum padi (bird cherry-oat aphid), 906 nucleotides. Its product is annotated as mpv17-like protein. Lineage: Eukaryota; Metazoa; Arthropoda; Insecta; Hemiptera; Aphididae. Gene Ontology annotation, cellular component: membrane; cytoplasm. The coding region runs from base 184 to 747 and encodes 187 amino acids. The record is from RefSeq and is a predicted model, not a curated record. The transcript is spliced from 5 exons.
AAAACCACAUUACACAUGCUAUCUCAGUAGUAUCGAAUUCGGUGCGACAAUAUUAUGUAAAAAUAAAUUACUUUAUACUUUUAAAUUAUUUAAAUGUAUAGUAGGUAAUACCUAGGUUAUAGACCAAUCUUAACGAUUUUUUACCGUUUAAUAAUUCUAGAAAAAUAAAAUAAUUUUUCAAAAAUGUCAAGAAUAAUAAGAGUAGUGAAGGAAACUUUUAGAAAAUAUCCAAUGAUAGCUAAUUCAACAGUCUAUGGUACAAUGUGUGUCGGAGCGGAAUUUUCACAGCAAAUAUUGACUAAACGUAUAUUGAAUAAAACUGAACCACAAGAACCGAUUGACAUAGAUGUAUUAGGACGAUAUGCCAUAGUGGGCACUUUAAUUAGUCCAAACAUUUUAUACUUUUGGUAUAAAUGGUUGGACAAAGCAUUUGUGGGUACUGCACCAAAAAUUAUUGUCAAAAAAUUAUUAAUCGAUCAAUUUAUCAUGACCCCACCAUUUUACGUAGUUUUCUUCGUUACUAUGAGUCUUCUUGAGGGGAAAAAAGAUCUUUUUGAAGAAUGCAGACAGAAGUUCAUUCCUACAUUCAAAACUAGUUGUGUGUUUUGGUUGCCAGCACAAGCUAUUAAUUUCAUGUUGGUGCCGCCAGCUGCUCGUGUAAUUUAUGUCGGAAUGUGUUCAUUUAUAUGGAUAAAUAUGUUGUGCUGGAUCAAAAGAAAUGAUUACAAUGCCAUUAAACAAGAAUAGUUAAUUAAAAUGCACAAACGUUGGUAUCAAAUAUUAAUCACUUUCAGUACCUACAUUAUAUGUUCAUAUUAUUAGUCUUUUAACUGUUAUAAUUUAAGACUGUUUUUAUCGAUAAAAACAAUAGAAAUACAAUUAAUAAAAUGAGCUUUAAGAAAAUUA